AUGAAUAUAUUGAUAGAUACCACUAGAGCUAUGCAGAUACAGAAAAUGCUCCGAGACAGAGACAUUUCGUUUGAAGUGACACCUUCUAGUUUAAGCGGAUCUCGUAACAGAAGCCCUAUCUUACUCAGUCCAAGACCAAGAUCCCCAAGACGAGAAAUGGAUUGGAAGGAUUUUUAUCCUCUUGAGAAGAUUUAUAGAUUCAUAGAUAGUCUUGAGGUACAAUUUCCUUCGACUUGCACUUCGACAGCUAUCGGACGGACGGUUGAAGGGAGAGACAUAAAGAUGUUAAAAAUUUCUAAUAGUGAUGCUUGUAACACUGGUGUUUGGAUUGAUGGGGGCAUACAUGGCCGGGAAUGGAUAGCACCAGCGGUUGUGACUUACAUUGCUGAUCAAAUCGCGAAGAAUUUUGAUAAUCUUCCUCAGAGCAUAACGAAUAAAGACUGGUAUUUGCUUCCCAUUGUUAAUCCAGAUGGCUACUAUCAUACACAUAACGGUGAUAGAAUGUGGAGGAAAAAUAGAGCUAAGAUAGAUAACACAUGUUUUGGAGUUGAUCUCAAUCGUAAUUUUGGUUAUUACUGGGGUCGCAGUGGAAUAGAAUGUUCACCGGACGAUCCCAGUCACAUAAAUUACCGUGGCCCUGAACCGUUCUCCGAACCUGAAACGUCAGCUGUGAAGGAUAUGAUACUAUACUCGGGAACACCGUUCAAGAUCUUUAUAUCCCUUCAUUCAUAUAGCGAGGUCAUCGCAUUUCCCUGGUGUUUUACAUCAGAACCGUGCGCCGAUUACGUGAACUUACUUGAAGGUGCUACUGCCAUGGCUAAAGCUAUAUAUGACGUGAACGGACGAAUGUAUAAAGUUGGAAAUUUCAAAGAUCUUAUGUAUUUCGCAACUGGUACCAGUGUGGAUUGGAGCUAUGGAACAGCUAGGAUCCCGUUCUCCUACCUCAUAGAACUCAGAAGCAAACAGCACAAGUUCCUUCUACCGAAAGAAGAGAUUUUAGACUGUUGUAAAGAAAUAUUUAGUGGCAUAAAAGCUUUAGCCGAAUUUGUUGACAAGAAAAAAUGUUUAAACUGUACCAUGUUUUAUAAUAAAAAUUGUUAA
Messenger RNA from Danaus chrysippus (African queen), 1101 nucleotides. Lineage: Eukaryota; Metazoa; Arthropoda; Insecta; Lepidoptera; Nymphalidae. The record is from the annotation of a GenBank genome assembly.